Molecule: messenger RNA, 656 nt
Organism: Nematostella vectensis (starlet sea anemone)
Lineage: Eukaryota; Metazoa; Cnidaria; Anthozoa; Actiniaria; Edwardsiidae
Exons: 3
Coding region: 102-656 (184 amino acids)
Source: RefSeq, a predicted model, not a curated record
AAGAAGGCAUAUGACAAUGUAGUAAACCUUUUGAAAAGCAAGCGCUCUCAACUCUUCUCGACCGCCAUUUUGGAUCACUUUGAAAUAAAAGUCUACUACGCAUGCGCAACAUAUGCUCCUCGUGUCAACUACCUCUUAUUGUGCAUUUAACGAAUAUUCAGCGUUCCGCGAUGUUCUCUUUGGUGCGUUAUGCAAAGUACACGCUGUACCUUGCAACCUUCAUAACAGCCAUUCUAAUAUUAUCGGACCGAAACAGACAGAUUAAGCGAUCCAGUAACUGGGAAAGUGAGGUGGAGAUAUUUUUGGACAAGGGGGGACGCGUUUCUGACUUGAUGCCCUCGGAGUUUGCACCUGUGGAGUCGAUACCGGGGUAUAAGAAAGUCCCAAGAGCAACCUUGGGAGAGACUGGUGACUACUUUGAUAAGGAGGUGUUUAACAUCACUGUCGCCCAGGCCGAGUGCGACAGAGACGAGGGCUGCAAGGCAUUUGUUUACCACAGGGAGCCUAGUAAACCAGGUCAAGCGUUUAUGAAGCAAACUGUAGGAAAACCGUUAAAAUCAAACGAAACAGAUUUGUACAUCAAGUCUAAGCAUGUGGUGUUGUACCUGAGGGGUAAGUACCGUAAUCUCUAUAAUAUGAAUGUAGGGAGACAAUAA